UUGCCGUUUAUGUGCAGGCUUAUUUCAUUAACGACCUUUUUGUGAAAAUCGUGAAAACAUGGUCGAAUCCGUGUCACGUUUUUAUGAUAAUAUCAUAGAUAAAAAGGCACACUUUCCCAUUGCUAAUCACAACUGUUACGGAAUUUUACUGUCGCCGACGAAGAGUGCCAUAGUCAUGAAGAUCGUUUUAGUAUUUGCUGUUUGUGUCGGUAUUGCAGUCAGCGAAGAUUGUCAAACACUUUCCGACUGUAGUCACGUGACCUGCCCUGAACGAGACUACAUGUCAACGUGUGACAAGACAGUAUGCAGCUGCGUGCAAACCACACAGCACUCGUGCAUAGCGAUUACGGACUGCCAAAAUUCUGCUCCUGGUACUAACAAUUAUUGUGACCGAGAUUUUCAUUGCGUCGAUGGCACGUGCAGAUGUGGUCACGGGUUUGGACCUGCUCCAGGCGGUGGUCAUGCACCAGACGGCGGCCACGCACCAGACGGCGGCCACCCACUAGUCGGCAAAUAAAAUGUUUAUUAAUGUGUACGUCGUGAUGUGAUUUGUAGAUCUACAUUAAAA
Mercenaria mercenaria is the source of this 568-nucleotide messenger RNA. RefSeq lists its product as uncharacterized. The record is from RefSeq and is a predicted model, not a curated record. The transcript is spliced from 3 exons. NCBI's taxonomy places the organism in Eukaryota, Metazoa, Mollusca, Bivalvia, Venerida, Veneridae. Bases 59 to 517 code for a protein of 152 amino acids.